Messenger RNA from Pyricularia oryzae 70-15, 2190 nucleotides. RefSeq lists its product as uncharacterized. The coding region runs from base 1 to 2190 and encodes 729 amino acids. The record is from RefSeq and is a predicted model, not a curated record. Gene Ontology annotation, cellular component: CCR4-NOT complex. NCBI's taxonomy places the organism in Eukaryota, Fungi, Ascomycota, Sordariomycetes, Magnaporthales, Pyriculariaceae. Gene Ontology annotation, molecular function: ubiquitin-protein transferase activity; RNA binding. Gene Ontology annotation, biological process: protein ubiquitination. The transcript is spliced from 4 exons.
AUGGCCCCGCAAGAUACCUUCAUCGACGAGGAGGAUGACACCUGCCCUCUUUGCAUCGAGCAGCUGGACCUUUCCGAUCGUAACUUCCGGCCAUGCCCAUGUGGCUAUCAAAUAUGCCAGUUCUGUUUUAACAACAUCAAGACCAACAUGAAUGGUCUUUGCCCUGCAUGUCGUAGACCCUAUGACGAAAAGACCAUUCAGUGGAAAGUUGUUACUACGGAGGAAGUCGCCGAGUUCCGCGCAAACAUACAGAAGAACCAGAAGAAACGAGCUGCCGAGCAGCGCCAGAAAGAGGUUCAAAAACGCGAGGCGGAGAAAGAGAACCGUAAAAACCUGGUUGGUGUCAGGGUCGUCCAGAAAAACCUUGUUUAUGUGACAGGCUUGACGCCGACUGGCAGCGAAGACGAGCUUCUCAAGACACUGCGAAAACCCGAGUUUUUUGGUCAAUACGGAAACAUCCAGAAAAUCUCGAUCAGCAACCGCCGGAGCUCGGAUGGCCAAAACCAAUCCCUGGGCAUUUACGUUACCUUUGAGAGGAAGGAAGAUGCCCAGCGUUGUAUCGCCGCCGUCAACGGCUCGCAAAACGGGGACAGAGUACUAAAAGCACAACUGGGCACUACCAAGUACUGUUCGGCUUGGCUGAGACACGAGCAAUGUUCUAACCGGCAGUGCAUGUUCCUCCACGAGCAGGCUGACGAGGAUGAUAGUUACACGCGGCAGGACUUGUCGUCGAUGAACAGCAUUCACACACAGCGGCCCCUUUCAAACGCCGCUGGCUCGUCGUCGCGAACGUCCUCCAGACAGCAAACCCAAACUCCUGCGCCUAGCAGCCAGACCCAACCAUCGUCACAGGCCAUGGCCCGCGCUGGAAGCAAGGAAGGCUCCGACAAUGGGGACUCGUCUGCCCUGCCUUCCUCGGCCAACUGGGCUCGCAAUCCUCAGGUUCGUAGCAGGCGUGGAAGUCAUGCAACUAGCGGGGCGGCUUCAAGCCCUGCAGUGUCCAUGUCUCUGCCGGCGACCGUAGAGGCCCCGCAGGAGCCCGUGGAGGAGUCAUCGCAAGGGGAUUCAGAAACUGCUCAAGCACAGCCGCCGACGGAACCAGUGCAAAGCCCUUCGAGAACGUCUACUCAGGCCGCCGACGAGUCGAUGCCCAGGCGAUUCGACGAUGCUACCAUCGAAUAUAUCAAGGCUAUCGGGGGUGGCUCCACGCAGCUCCGUCUCAUGGAACCUUUCUCACUUUCAGCAUAUCCGCCUCUGUUCGACUCUCGGGGCGGGGAGAAGAGGAGAGUGCUGGGUGAUGAAGACGAGACUCGCGUCAGCGGUGUGGCAGAGGCCCUGGAUAACCAAGACCUCUCAGAGGGAGAGCCUGAACAGGGUGGUAGCCAUGCCCUUGGUGGAGAACCUGAAGACCGUGAUAUUGGUCUUGAUAGCGCCUUUGACCAACACAGGCCUGGAACUCAACCCCCAAUCCAGAGGACAGGCAACUCGGAGGGCAUCUUUGGACCCGCUAUCGGUUCCAACUAUAUGCCAUCAUCAACUGCAGGGUCUCUAGGUGGACGUUCGAUGACUCCUCAACAGCAGCAGCAACUUUUCUCACGCCCGCAGGCCGCAUUCGCCGACCACCUUCCUCCUGGUAUCGGGGCGGCUCAGACAUCGCUUUUCCAGGGACAGGGGCAGGGCCAGGCUCACAACCGCCAAGGCUCCAGGUACAGUUUUGCAAACGACAACGGAGCUGGUUCCUCGACAUCGGUCAAACUGGCUGCGAACCCCAGAGCGAUGGCUCAGCAGUCGUCCAUGAUGCCCUCGUCAUCAUCCUUCCACUCACAGCCUGCUAGUCAAUAUUACGCUACUUCUAUCUCUGGCCCGCCGCCGGGCCUCAAGUCGACCGGCACACCACCGAACCUCUUUGGUGCACAGGGGCACGCAUUCGGCGGCUCUUCUGCGUUUGGAAGCGUGGGCGUAUCCAAGGAAUCCAACAACGAUCUUCUCCAGUCGAUCAUGCGCGGCCGUGGUGGACAGAGUGCCGCAGGUCACGACGCUGGAAAGCUAGAUCUUGCGGACCCGAGUAUCCUGCAAGCGCGAAUGCAGCACCAGACCAAUGUCAACGUCGGACAGGGAAUGUUCGGGGGUCAGUCGCAAGGUGGGUACAAUCCGAUGCCCUACGGCCAGGGUUACAACAGGGGAUGGUAG